Seminavis robusta is the source of this 927-nucleotide messenger RNA. The record is from the annotation of a GenBank genome assembly. NCBI's taxonomy places the organism in Eukaryota, Bacillariophyta, Bacillariophyceae, Naviculales, Naviculaceae.
AUGUCCCUCAUGCAAAAGGCGUGGGCCGCCCACUUUUGUGUCACCCUGGCUGUGCUUGCCUACGGAUCUCUGAAUAAUCACCAAAGAAAGUACAUGUCAGUGGACCCAACCAAUGUCCCUGGUCAGUGUUUCAGAGCCUUUGUAGAUGUAUUAUCCAACUCCGAGACCGACGAGGAUGCUCUAAUCUGCUGUCCCAUGGGCUACGAACGAAAGGGGCUGCUUGGGAUUUGCGACAAGACACCAGCGUUUCUACCCUUUGCGAGGAGACUAUCUCAGUUUCCGGAAGCGUGGUUGCUACCCAUCUUUCCCUUUCUGCUCAGAGGCUUGCUGAGGCUUUAUCAGUUCUCCCAAAGCACACUACCAGCAUCCGUAGACUUUUCCGUGUCUGGCCUGAUUCAAUCCACUACACUGAGAAGACUGAUCAUGGCCUUUGCUUGCCUGCUGUGCCGUGGGGUGGUACUCUAUUCUUUCUUCAACUACCUAGAGCACCUGGUAGUGCCUACACCCUCGAAUGAUGAACCUUGCUGGUACCGGGAUUUUCUCAAGCAAUUCCAAACUCCUUGCUCUGGACGAACGUUUGACUUUUCAGAUCAUGUGGUACUAUACUUUGCACAACUCAUCCCUUGUGCCCUGGCAGAAACUUUGUAUUGUGUAUCCAACCCAUUCUGGAAACGAGACAACCGAGUCAUGCCAAUGGUUUUGGUUAGUGGGAUGCUAUAUCUGUAUUUCAUUACAUUUCUGGGUGCAUUCAAGACAUCUGCUUACUUCCACACACCAGCUGAAAUCUUCACGGGGUUUGCGGUGAGCCUGAUUGUACAAGUCCCAUUGUAUCUGCUUCAAUGCAGCAACAGCUGGGAACCUGUACGAUCCUUCUUUUACCCCCCAGAAGCAACCGGCUACAACACACUACUGAUACAAGCAAAUUAG